UCGCCGCCGAGCGGAUUCACGUUGCCUCUCGCUCCCUCGUUCCUUCGGCGAAAGAUCCUUUUCCUUUUCAACUGCUUUAAUGCAGCAGUUGCUGCGUGUACGCUCAAUGCUUUCAAUUUCAUUUAUUAACAUUCCGCGAUUAAAAUAUGGACCCGACUUUGUCACUAGACAGCGGACAAUUGCACAUUUUACCCGGCGGGUUCGAGAAGAAAACGCAGUAAUUCCCGGCGUGCCGCUGACGCGACGAGGAUAUUUAAAUGUCGAAUCUAAAUAACAUUCUCGCACAGCUUAUCGCACAUCGCCAGCCGAUAUUGAAUCGUCUUAAAACGGUAACCGCUGGCAAGAUUUGUUGCACGUUAGAGACAGACUCGGCUCGUACCACAUUGGACGAUCAUGUAAACGAAUGUUUCUCGCGCUCUGCACCCGCCGUACUUCUCGCAAUACUAAUCGGAAUCAAGCGCGCAAAAAAAUACGUAUAAGUACCUUUUUGCAUUGCAUAUUGAGUGGAUGAACAAUUGUUGAAAAGCGGUAUAUUGUCUUGGACGCGAGCGUGCAGGCGGCGUCGAGCGAACCGGGCGUGCGCUCCGAUUGGCUGACGUCGCCGUGGUGGGGCGAGGCCGACUCGGCGACUAUAAGAGCGGCCGCUCCGGCGUUCUCGGCAUCAUUCGGUCUGUUCUCGUGCCAGCCGAUUGUCGCCUCUAUCUCUUAGAAGUUCAAGAUGACUGGUCGCGGUAAGGGAGGAAAGGGAUUGGGAAAAGGAGGAGCGAAGCGUCACAGGAAGGUUCUUCGCGAUAACAUCCAGGGUAUCACCAAGCCGGCAAUCCGUCGUCUGGCGCGGCGUGGCGGCGUCAAGCGUAUCUCCGGCUUGAUCUACGAGGAGACUCGCGGCGUGCUCAAGGUCUUCCUCGAGAACGUGAUUCGCGAUGCCGUCACCUACACCGAGCACGCGAAAAGGAAGACCGUGACUGCCAUGGACGUUGUAUACGCCCUGAAGCGCCAAGGCAGAACUCUGUACGGCUUUGGAGGUUAAGGGAAGAGCGGUGGACUCUUCGAUCAAAUCGGCCCUUUUCAGGGCCACAAAUCCUUCAUACGUUGGAACAAUUUUGCUCGCAUUUACAAACUGCACCUUGUAUGUACUUGAUAAGUGAAUACACGCGACAAUAAAUCAUUCAUUAAUAUAGAAA
Messenger RNA from Vollenhovia emeryi, 1184 nucleotides. RefSeq names its product histone H4. The transcript has a single exon. Gene Ontology annotation, molecular function: protein heterodimerization activity; structural constituent of chromatin; DNA binding. Gene Ontology annotation, biological process: nucleosome assembly. The coding region runs from base 719 to 1030 and encodes 103 amino acids. The record is from RefSeq and is a predicted model, not a curated record. Lineage: Eukaryota; Metazoa; Arthropoda; Insecta; Hymenoptera; Formicidae. Gene Ontology annotation, cellular component: nucleosome.